Messenger RNA from Oryctolagus cuniculus (rabbit), 3343 nucleotides. The record is from RefSeq and is a predicted model, not a curated record. Lineage: Eukaryota; Metazoa; Chordata; Mammalia; Lagomorpha; Leporidae.
CAGUCAGAUGACACAGCCACUCACAGCUGCGGGGGCCAGCAGUCUGGGAUCAAUCCAGGAAGGCUUCCUGGAGGUGGUGACCCCUGGGCUGGAUUGACAUCCCAGGCUUUCUUGAGUUGAGUUCUUUCCUGUUGGGCGUCGGUUGCGAUGUGGGAACGAGGAAGGGUCUGCUCCUUCGAAGGAUGCCUGAGUGAGGGGCCAGGCUGGGGAUGGGCCGUGAGCGUGCAUUGUAACACAUACCUCUGUACCACCAGGAGACUGGCUCUGUGUCCAGGCUCCUACCACGUGGUCCAGUGCGCCCAAGCAGGGGCCGGACAAACACUUCUCAGCCCCCAGGGGCUCACAGCCUCUUUCCCCUCCCCAGGAAGCUAUGCCCCAGACGGCCGUGGUCUUCUCCAGCGUCCUUGGGCCCAGCUGUAGCGGACAGAUGCAGCCCAGCAUGGGCGAGCGGGGAAGUGGGGCUGGCGGCGGCCCGGGAGGGCUCAUCUUCCAAGACGGACGCCUCAUCUCGGGGUCCCUGGAGGCCCUGAUGGAGCACCUGGUCCCCACGGUGGACUACUACCCCGAUAGGACAUACAUCUUCACGUUCCUGCUGAGCUCCAGGGUCUUCGUGCCUCCUCAUGACCUGCUGGCCCGCGUGGGGCAGAUCUGCCUGGAGCAGAGGCAGCGGCUGGAGGCGGGGCCCGAGAAGGCCAAGCUCAAGUCCUUCUCGGCCAAGGUCGUGCAGCUGCUGAAGGAGUGGACGGAGGCAUUCCCUUACGACUUCCAGGACGAGAAGGCCAUGGCAGAGCUGAAGGCCAUCACACACCGUGUCACCCAGUGUGACGAGGAGAACGGCACCGUGAAGAAGGCCAUCGCCCAAAUGACACAGAGCCUGCUGCUGUCCCUGGCCACCCGGAACCAGCUCCAGGAGCUGCGGGAGAAGCUCCGGCAGCCAGCCAUGGACAAAGGGCCCGUCCUCAAGGCCAAGCCACCAGCCGCCCAGAAGGACAUCCUGGGCGUGUGCUGCGACCCCCUGGUGCUGGCCCAGCAGCUGACCCACAUCGAACUGGAGAGGGUCAGUAGCAUUCACCCCGAGGACCUGAUACAGAUCAUCAGCCACACGGACUCCCGGGACAACCACAGGUGCCGAGGGGACCUGACCAAGACCUUCAGCCUGGAGGCCUAUGACAACUGGUUCAACUGCCUGAGCAUGCUGGUGGCCACUGAAGUGUGCCGGGUGGUGAAAAAGAAGCACCGCACCCGCAUGCUGGAGUUCUUCAUCGACGUGGCCCGCGAGUGCUUCAACAUCGGCAACUUCAACUCCAUGAUGGCCAUCAUCUCCGGCAUGAACCUCAGCCCCGUGGCACGGCUGAAGAAGACGUGGUCCAAGGUCAAGACGGCCAAGUUCGACGUCUUGGAGCACCACAUGGACCCCUCCAGCAACUUCUGCAAUUACCGCACCGCCCUGCAGGGGGCCACGCAGCGGUCCCAGACGGCCAACAGCAGCCGCGAGAAGAUUGUCAUCCCUGUGUUCAACCUCUUCGUCAAGGACAUCUACUUCCUGCACAAGAUCCACACCAACCACCUGCCCAACGGCCACGUGAACUUCAAGAAAUUUUGGGAGAUCUCCAGACAGAUCCACGAGUUCAUGACGUGGACGCAGGUAGAGUGUCCCUUCGAGAAGGACAAGAAGAUUCAGAGUUACCUGCUCACGGCGCCCAUCUACAAUGAGGAAGGUCUCUUCAUCGCCUCGUUUGAAAGUGAAGGCCCUGAGAACCACAUGGAAAAGGACAGCUGGAAGACCCUCAGGACGACUCUGCUCAACCGGGCCUGAGGUGCUGCAGGCACAGGACGACGCACUGGCGCGCAGCGAGCUUCCGUCCGGAUUGCUGGGCUGUUCAGAUGAGGCGGCCUCACUGGCUGGGGUCCAUUUUGUAUAUAACUUUUAUGGAAAAAAUGGUAAUUAUUUCAUGCAUCAACCUUUGGCACUUAACAAAGUUUUUUUGGUUUAUUUUAAAUAACAGGGCAGGGCCCUGCUUAUGGGGAGGGGCGGGGAAAGAGUCUCAUGGGAGAUGGCGUUCAUGAUCCCAUCUUAUUCUAAUGAGAUGUAGAUUUUUAUUUUCUACUUUUGAUUAUUCACACCUUAUGAAAAAAAAUUAAAAAAAAAAAAAAACAACCCAACCAAAACCAACGUGAGCCCGGCCUGCCCGGAUGAGUUUGCCGCCAGCGUCCCUGACGUCGGGUUAGUGCCUUAGAGGCCGCGGGGGCUCAGCGAGGGGCUGGGUGGGUGGCUGGGGGGCUCACGCGCUUCCUUCCGGAGUGUGUGCUUCCCAGAGUUUACAUGUCUGUUUUCUUUGAUCAGGGAUUUCUGGGUUCAGGGGCGGGGUGGGGGGGCGUCUGGUUGGUGGUUUCUCAGCCACGUUUUAGAGAGGAGGAAAAGCUGAGACUGUUGAGAGGGGGCGCCGUGGAGCUGUUUUCCCAGCCUUGCCUCUGAGAGCCGGGCUGAGCUGGGAGGAGAGCGCUACACGGCAGCCUUGGGGACGGUGACAGCUCGGGCUGCGCUGGCUGGUGUCCAGGUUCAAGGGAAAGAGAAGCAAACGCAGGUCCUAGUGGACUGCCCUCCCCCGUCCUGCCCCCGACUGGAAUGCGAAACGCGGAGACCCAGCCAGGCCGGCACCCGUUCCCAUCCAACUGCACAACACCUGGAGGUGUGCACUCCGCUUUUCCGUGGCCGACUUCCUGGCGUGAAUCUCCCUGAUCGUGGGCCGGGACACAAGCCGAGCCGGUCCCUCCUGGCUGAUUCCGUCUCUUGCAAGAGCUCAUCGUCCUUGGCUGUCUCCGAAUGCCUGGCUCGGGCAGCAGCCUUGACAGGGAGGGGAAGCCUGGGCCGGGACCAGCCAGGUUCUGAUUUCCACAUUUCCCGAGGCGGGGGGUGGGGGGGGGCUGGAGAGGAACAGGCCAGGCCUCGGGCGCCCGCUGCCCGGAACCAAUGCUUGCACUGACUGUCCCUGUGUUUGCACUUUGAGACGGGCUCCCCGGUGCGGGCCGCUCUGUUGAUGUCUGAGAGAGAGGCUUGCACCUUGAGAAUCUGUAGUUGGGAUCCUGUGAUGGAACGUGUUCUGUACGUGUGUGCCGGAGCCGUCCCCCCAGUGUGCACUUCACGGCUCACCACUUUUAGUCCUUACUUGAAACCCUGUCCGCGUCUGCCACUUGAUGAUUUGCCCCAUUGGACACAUACCCCCAAUUUGCUGUCUCGUUUUUGACAUGAACUCUUGAACAUAAAGCUGUACCGUAAUGCAGGAUGUCAGUUCUCGGUGUGGCUGGACAUACUUGCAUCAAUAAAAGAACAGUCGCUCCCCUC